Molecule: messenger RNA, 225 nt
Organism: Trichoderma atroviride IMI 206040
Lineage: Eukaryota; Fungi; Ascomycota; Sordariomycetes; Hypocreales; Hypocreaceae
Source: RefSeq, a predicted model, not a curated record
AUGGCCAGACUCAACCGCGGAGUCAAAGACGACCCCUCGGACCUGAGGCUCUCUAGAUGGGAGGAUGCGGAAGACAGAGCUGGAGUCUUUGGCGAAGAUUUGGGGCAGCACAAAAUCGACUUGCUCAUGGAGUCAGCCACUACAUUCUCCGAACGAAGUGCUCUCCUCGACUCAUCACCAGAGGCCGAGAAAGACCUUCUCAGCCAGAUCAACUUGGUGACGUGA